Messenger RNA from Ostrinia furnacalis (Asian corn borer), 2325 nucleotides. It is a transcript of the gene Arfip, whose product is annotated as ADP ribosylation factor interacting protein arfaptin. NCBI's taxonomy places the organism in Eukaryota, Metazoa, Arthropoda, Insecta, Lepidoptera, Crambidae. Gene Ontology annotation, molecular function: protein domain specific binding; phospholipid binding. Gene Ontology annotation, biological process: intracellular protein transport; regulation of Arp2/3 complex-mediated actin nucleation. The transcript is spliced from 7 exons. The record is from RefSeq and is a predicted model, not a curated record. Bases 177 to 1118 code for a protein of 313 amino acids. Gene Ontology annotation, cellular component: trans-Golgi network membrane.
AUUCGUAUUGGAACACGCCUAAUGUCAAACAAAAAAAUAGUCAAGCGGUCGAUUUAUUUUGCAAAUCGUAAAAUCUAAGUAAAAAUUAUGUUGUUUUUAUAUUUGUUCUAAUUAAAUUGGCAAGUGAAUUGUGAUUCUUACAAUUCGUUCGACAACACAGUUUGGUUGCCGGCAAGAUGUCCAAGUGGCAAUCUGAAAGAAGCAUCCACGAAAUGUUAAAAGACACACCACCAAUUCGCGAAUCCAGCGAUUCCAUCAACUCUGGGACUGAAGCCAAGUUCCCUACGUCCCGUUCUAUGCCUUUCCCACCGGCCUAUGCUCCACCAGACGUAUCACAAAAUGGCGCUGCAGGCUCCAGCACUCUUCUCCGAGCUGGCUCGACAAAACUGGAGUCCCUCCGCAACUGGAGCGUCUCUACUUACAAAUGCACGAAGCAAAUCUUGUACGAAAAGCUCGGUAAAAGCUCCAGGACUGUAGAUACAGAACUGGAAGCCCAAAUCGAGAUGCUUCGCGAGACGCAGCGCAAAUACAACGGCAUUCUUCGCCUGAGCUCCGCGCUCACGGCGCAGCUGACGGCCGCCGGCCACACGCAGCGCGCGCUCGGCGAGGCCUUCGCGGAACUCGCGCAGAAGUCGCCGGAGCUGCAGAACCAAUUCCUGUACAACGCGGACACCCAGCGCUCGCUGACCAGGAAUGGCGAGACGUUGUUAGCGGCGCUGCACUUCUUCAACAACUCGCUCAACACCCUCACCAAUAAGACCAUCGAGGACACCUUACUGACCAUCCGGCAGUAUGAAGCGGCUAGAGUGGAAUACGACGCGUACCGCAGUGAGCUAGAAGCCAGCGGUGGGAACCCGCCCGAGCUGCUGCUGGGCAACAUUGAGCGCCACCGACGCCAUUACGAGCGCCUUCGAGACGACUCGGCCGUCAAGCUCAAACUGCUGCACGAGAACAGGGUGAAAGUGAUGAACAAACAGCUCCUACUAUUCCACAACGCGGUGUCUGCUUACUUCAGCGGCAACAACGUAGCCUUAGAGGCAGCGGUGCGGCACUUCAACAUACACUCGCCCCUCCCCGCUGCCUCACCCCCUCCACAGCCGCUGCCGAGGACCGCUUAAGGAUGAACCUUAUUACAAGCCGAUAAGGUCUGUUUUUGAAUACUAUCACUAGUGGAACGGUUUAACCUUCAAAUCAAGCCAAUCAGGUCUGAUUCCGAAACAAAUAAGUUCUGUUUUUGAAUACUAAGUCUAGCGAAGCGAUCAUUUGCUGUCAUAAUUGAAAUUACAACCUUCUUAUAAAGCAGUAAGGUAUAGAAUCGUCGGAUCUUAUUCGGUCGUGAAAAUUGAAAUCAACAUAGUGUCCCAUCCCGGCCGCUUUGCCUCCUCCACAACCGCUGCCGAGAACCGCCUAAACCUUAAUGCAAGGGAAUAAGGUCUGUUUUUGAAUACUAUCUCUAGCGGGACGGUUUAACCUUAUUUCAAGAAAAUGAGGUUUGAUUUCAUAUGAAGCGAAAAUGAUCCUUAGUUGCUGCCAUGUAACCUUAUUGCAAUCCAAUAAGGUCAGUUUUCAAACAACGUGGCCUUAGAGGCAGCGGUGCGGCACUUCAACAUACACAACCCAAUAUGCUCUCUAUUGUAAACUGAUUAAGACAGUGUUUCUUAUGGGAGUACGUAGCCUUAUCUAUGGAUUAUUUAACAAUCAUAAAUAAAUGCCACAAAAAAUCUCGUUUGCUUUAUUAUUAAGAGGGUCCUUAAAAUUGAAAAUUGUCCUAAGGGGUCAGUGGACAAAAAGAGUUUAAGAAACAAUAGAUUUUGACAUAAAUUCGUUCGGUAAUGAUCUCGAGUAUUCCUUUACAAUUUAAUUUGACUCGAAAAAGCCAAAAAUUUAGAUUUUAUUUUACUAAAAUUACUAACUUAUUCCAAAGGGCUUACAUUAUUUAUUUCCCUUUUUUAUUUUUAUAUCCAAUUUAUAUGAAUAUUUUUUAUAUUUAUUAUUUUAGCUAAUAAAAAGUGAUAUGCAUAUGCAAGUGUUAACUCUUUUUUAAUAUUAGGUACCUUAUUUUGUAGCAUUUUUUUCAUCAAAUUAACAUAAAUACACUAAACAAGAUUAUUCUUUUCUUAGACCUACUACAGACUACUACUAGUUAGAUUGGAAAGAUAAAUGGCCUAUGAUUUCGUUGCAAUCAUUUAACCAUACCAAUCUUAUUAACAUUUCAUAUUCAUGUUUCUACACAGUUUGAUUAAUGACAUAGAUCAAUAAAUCGAGUUAAAAAUAGAUUUAUUUAGUUUACUUUCAAUGAUAACUAACUGAGAUAAAUAUUUUUAG